This is a messenger RNA of Lagopus muta (rock ptarmigan), 7677 nucleotides long. RefSeq names its product mitogen-activated protein kinase 8 (gene MAPK8). Gene Ontology annotation, cellular component: nucleus; cytoplasm. The record is from RefSeq and is a predicted model, not a curated record. Gene Ontology annotation, biological process: protein phosphorylation; JNK cascade. Gene Ontology annotation, molecular function: JUN kinase activity; ATP binding. The transcript is spliced from 12 exons. Bases 1440 to 2723 code for a protein of 427 amino acids. Lineage: Eukaryota; Metazoa; Chordata; Aves; Galliformes; Phasianidae.
UCAUAGCCAACCUGUUGUCCACCAGGACGCCCAGGUCCCUCUCUGCAGAGCUCCUCUCCAGCAGCUCAUCCCCCAUUCUGGCUCUCCUUGUGGAAAGAUCAUUUUUUACAUCUUUUCUGUUGAAGGGGACAUUGUUCCAUGUAUAUGAUCUAUUUGUAUGAAAAUACACAAAUAGUCAUUUGAACUUGUGGAUAUUAUUUUUAACUGUGACUGCAGUAUCAGUGAACUGGUUGAUAAAAUCUUUGUUUUCAAAGCAAUUACAAUUGUUUCUAUUUCUGUAGCGUCACACCGUAGUUUCAGUGGCUAUCUUGCUUGAGCAAUCUUUUUCCCCACCAAUCCUCCUCUCUGGCUGCUGUGGGGCAAAAUAGAUCAAGGAGCUAAGUGAUGCAGCUGGAAAAAAAAAUUCUUCCAUGUGGACUAUUUUUCAGCCUGAUUAAUUCCCUUGUGUCUAAGCAAGUAUGCUGUUAGGAGGUAGGAAGACAAGGAGGCUGCUGAAGUGGCUGUUACUAUCAGUUGUGUACUUGCACAAAGAUUCACAGAUUAGAAGAGUAAUGCAGUGCAAGUGGAUAGAUUUCUCGUGUUCAAAGACGCUUGCUUAAAAACAUCCACGUGCAAAUGGAGUCUUCUGCUGAUGUUACCUGAAAGCAUCCUGAAAAAGCUAUUUAUUGUGAUUGAAUGCACUGUGGAGACCAAGAACAGUUGGGCACGAGCACCUGUUAGAAUUAUAGAAUUAUUUGAGUUGGAAGAGACCCUUAAAAGCCCUCUUGUCCAACUCGCCUGCAAUGAAUGGAGCCACAUACAGCUCCAUCAGGUGCUCAGACCAUCAAGCCUGACCUUGGAUGUCAGAGAUGGGGCAUCCACUGCCUCACUGGGCAACCUGUGCCAGUGCCUUACUACCCUUAUCGUAAAAAGGUUCUUCCUUAUGUCCAAUCUGUAUCACCUCUCUUUUAGUUUGAAACGAUUUCCCUUUGUCCUAUCACAAGAGACCCUGCUAAAAAGUCUGUCCCUCCUUUCUUGUAUGUUUAUUUAUACAUACAGGGGCAGGAUCACCUCCCUUGCCCUGCUGGCAGUGCUUCUUUAGGUGCAGUCCAGGAUACAGUUGGCUGCGUGGCCUGCGAGGGCACAUUGCUGGCUCACAUCCCCAGGUCUUUUUCUGCAGGGCUGUGUUCCAUUCUUACAUCCCCCAGCUGGUACUGAUAGCAGGGGUUGCCGUGACCCAGGUGCAGACCUUGCUCUUAGAUUUAUUGAACAUCAUGAAGUUCAGCUGGGCCUGCUGCUCAAAUUUGUCAUUGUCUCUGUUAGGCAGCCAGCACUGACCUAGAAGUUUUCAGCCAUUAACUUACUGUGAAUGGACAUUCUCUUCCAUGUCAAUGUAUAUUAAUUGUUUCAAAACAGCCAGGAGCAGAAUUUGGAUGAAGCGAUCUGCCUAAGUUGCCGUCAUGAGCAGAAGCAAGCGUGACAACAAUUUCUACAGCGUUGAAAUUGGAGAUUCUACAUUCACUGUAUUGAAACGGUAUCAAAACUUAAAACCGAUAGGAUCAGGAGCGCAAGGAAUAGUAUGUGCAGCCUAUGAUGCCAUCCUUGAGCGAAACGUUGCAAUCAAGAAACUAAGCCGACCAUUUCAGAAUCAAACCCACGCUAAAAGAGCUUACAGGGAGCUUGUUCUUAUGAAGUGUGUUAAUCACAAAAAUAUAAUCGGCUUACUGAAUGUGUUCACACCACAGAAAUCCCUAGAAGAAUUUCAAGAUGUCUACAUAGUAAUGGAGCUCAUGGAUGCAAAUCUCUGCCAAGUAAUUCAGAUGGAGCUAGACCAUGAACGAAUGUCCUAUCUGCUUUAUCAGAUGCUGUGUGGUAUCAAACAUCUUCACUCGGCUGGAAUUAUACAUAGGGACUUAAAGCCCAGUAAUAUAGUAGUAAAGUCAGACUGCACUUUGAAGAUUCUUGACUUUGGACUGGCCAGAACUGCAGGAACUAGUUUUAUGAUGACGCCUUAUGUAGUGACUCGUUACUACAGAGCACCAGAGGUCAUCCUAGGGAUGGGAUACAAAGAAAACGUGGAUUUAUGGUCUGUGGGGUGCAUUAUGGGCGAAAUGGUUUGCCACAAAAUCCUCUUUCCAGGAAGGGACUAUAUUGAUCAAUGGAAUAAAGUUAUAGAGCAGCUAGGAACACCGUGCCCCGAAUUUAUGAAGAAAUUACAGCCCACAGUUCGAACUUACGUGGAGAACAGACCCAAGUAUGCUGGAUAUAGCUUUGAGAAGCUUUUUCCAGAUGUCCUUUUCCCAGCUGAUUCUGAACACAACAAACUUAAAGCAAGUCAAGCAAGGGAUUUGUUAUCAAAAAUGCUGGUUAUAGACGCCUCGAAAAGAAUUUCUGUGGAUGAAGCCCUCCAGCACCCAUACAUCAAUGUUUGGUAUGAUCCAUCAGAAGCCGAAGCUCCUCCACCAAAGAUACCAGAUAAGCAGUUAGAUGAGAGGGAGCACACAAUAGAAGAAUGGAAAGAAUUGAUAUACAAGGAAGUCAUGGACCUGGAGGAAAGAACCAAGAAUGGGGUUAUACGUGGGCAGCCAGCUCCUUUAGGUGCAGCAAUGAUCAAUGGCUCUCAGCAUCCAUCUUCGUCGUCAUCUGUCAAUGAUGUGUCUUCAAUGUCAACAGAUCCAACAUUGGCCUCUGAUACAGACAGCAGUCUAGAAACCUCAGCUGGACCUCUGGGUUGCUGUAGAUGACUACUUGGUCUUUUGGGGGGUGGGAGGGGGUUCCUUUUAGUCAUUAAUAGGGCACCUUUAAAAUUUGGUGGUAUUUUUGAGUGUUUUUUCAAAAAUAAUCAUAGAAUUCAUCAUAAAGUGCUGUAAUUUUAAACUGUAAGUUGUGUUAAAAGCAGCCACUUUUUUUGCUGUAAUUAACUGUAAAAUAUUAAACCUGAUAAUUUUUAUUGUGGUUUUAAAAUCUGCAUAUUUGCUUUACUAUUAUGCUGCUGACCUUUUUUUUACUGAAUUUGUAAGAUUUGUUUUAUCAAAGCACAUAUUAAUGUUGUGGUCAUUACCAUAUCAUGUAUUAUUUAAGAUUUUAUAGGUUUUCAAUUUUUUUAAAUUUAGAAUUUAUUCCAGAUGUUUUGUUCAUGAUAUCCUUGGAAGUUUUAUGCUUGGUCAUAUGUCCAUAUUGAGGGGGAGAGAGAGAUGGGUGCAUCCAGCUGUAGGCUUUUUGGAGCGUGCUGCUAUGGUGCUGACAGUGAAUAAUAUGCUCUUUCAUUUUGGCCACUUGCCUUUAAUACUUGAGUAAAAGCAACAAUUACUGAAUUUUGUUAGAGAAACAGUAUACAGUCCUUUGUAAAGUAAUUUCAUUUGAAUGGUUUUAUGAUCUUAAGAAAGCAAAGCCUACCUUCAAAGCUGCAGAAGCAUCUAGCCUAACAAAGAGAUGCGAUGUCUUCUGCACAACUGUGGCAUGCCAAAUCUCAUGAUCACCAUAAAACAAGAGGAUACUUCAUGAAUAAUACAUUACAAUGCAAAUAAACUGUUUACUUCUAGCUUGUAGCCUGUUUUUGUACACAAAACAAAGGUGUAUCCAGGACGUCUAAAUGCCAACAGGAAGAACAAAUAUGCUGUAGUUAUACUUCCAUCUAGUAUAUGGUUCUUAGGAGUUUAGUUUCUUGCUACUUUUGUCUGCAAGGGUGAGUGCUUUCUGGGGAGAAGAGAAAAGGAUGUGAAUGCAGCAGGGGCAAAAUUUCAGCUAUUCUUUCUCCACCAAAAAUAACCAAUCGCUAAAAAGUGGUAGAAGAACCUCAGGAAGCUUCCUGUAGCUAAGCAUUAAGUGAGCAAUAUGUGCCAUCCAAAGGAGGGAGAAAUAGUGCUGUGUAAAUUAAUGCAUAUCUCUUUCAUUUGACUGGGAGACCACUGUAGCAGAAGUCUUAGUAAUGGUUCACUUUAAGUCAUUAAUAUGCAGUAGUUUUCAGCACUGAAACUGCAGGUUUGAAUACAAUUUUUAAACAACAGAUAUAUUGAAAUAUGUAGAACAGUUACUAAAUAGUCAUGUAAAAUGGUACUGCUCCUCACAGAAGUAUUUUAACUGUUUACAUUUUAUAUUUACAGAAUGAUUUAUGUAUAACUGACUUAAGUUUAUGUAUGAGUUAAACAAUCAUUCAGAAUUUGUUCCUUUGGAAAAUGCAGAUUUUUAGUGAAGCUAGGCUGUGUAAUUGAUUGCCAUGUGUAGAUGCAUAUUUUGUGUAGUGAAUUAGAAUGUAAAGAGGAAUUUAAAUUAGUAAUGCUCACCAAAAUGAGCAUAAAAAUUACGGAAGUCUUGCCAGGCACAGAGCAGAAGCAAAUAAUGUGACUGGCUACAAAGGUCAUCCCGGAGCGACUGAUGCUCUUCAGUGUGGUUCCUUCGCUUUGUUGGGUUAAAAGUCUCUUUUGUGGUUAGAAUGGGAAGAGGGAAAUUCAUCCUUGCAGCAAAGUUUCAGAAAAAUGUAAGUGACAGCAAUGCCUUCAACAUCUAAUGUGUCUCUUGAAAAAAAAUGCAGGAUACAAGGAGUGGUAAUGUCUCAAAGAUGACUAAAUUGAUAAACUGCACAGUUGUUUCCCUGGCCUGGCUAGACUACUGGUAAGUGCUAUUUGUGUGUGUAACUUUGGUUUCCUCAUUUGUAUGGAAUAUUUCAAUAUUGCCUUUCUAAACCACAUUUGUUAAGGCAAUUAUUUUUAUGGGAUCCUGCCAAAUUGUAUAUUACCUCAGAAUAGGCAGAUCUUAUUGGACUUUUCUCACACUGGAACAUAGAAAAUCUGCUCGAUUUGAACAGAGACCAAUAGAACAGUAUAUUUUGUAUUUUUUUUUUUAAUGAAAGCUUAAACUGUGAAUUAAGCCAAAAUUUUUGGUCAUAGAACAGUACUAUUUUGCUACGCAAGGGUUAACCUGGAGUAUGAAGUUAACAUACUGACAAAAUCAAAUUCAGAUGCCUAUAGAUUCUCUAAAGAAUGGGAUUUGGUAAAUAUAAUCCCUAUUUCAAUUGAUUUUGGACCCCUUUGUAUUGCAGUGAUGACUGAAGUAUUUGGAAACUUUAAUUUUUGAUAUCACUUUCCAGUGUCCUAAAGAAAAAUUGCUUUAAAAUGCAUAUUGAGUGAAUCUGACCAUUAUUUUUUUUCUUUCAACAUAAAUAGGCUGAGUCUAAUAUUACUGCAGCAAGCAAUCAAUAGUAACUUCAUUUUGCUCAUAAUCUCUAAGAGGAAUUGAGUUUUUCUUUUCUUGUAAUGUAGUGUUGAUGAAUGGCUGGGACUGUUCUCUGCAACCUGUAACAGUAUAAAGUGAGCCAUGUUUAAAGUGAUUAUUUCACUGAGGUCCAAGGGUCCACCUGUAGUCCUCUCCUAGCAUCGUCUUCAUAGCAGCGUUACUUGCUUUUCUUCUUCCACUUGAUUGCAUUUUAGGCAAACUUAAAAGACAAGUGAAUCAGAUUCUCAGUAACCAAGUUACUGCAACAGUAGGCAAGUCUUAUUUCUUUUUAUUUGUUGAAGUAUAAAAUGAUUUCAGAGAGAGUUGUGCACUGCCGCAAAUAGCAAACAAAGGGAAUGAGUGCAACUGCUCUUGUAUAUUCUAUUGCCAGCUCAUAUGCUAUCUAAUACACUGUAAAAAUUUAUUCCUGAAAUAUUAAGCUUUAUUUCAGUAUACGAUUUCAAAAUCUUUUCACAGUAACAGGCUUUACUAAAGUGCAUGCAAUGUUCCACUUCUAGGGCCGUUCCAGCCCAUUGGAGUUGGUAGGGAUUGAAUUACAGUGAGCUGUGUCUGAUUUCAUGUCAGGUGAGCUUAAAAGUUGAGCAGUAAUAAUAUUAAUUCCCACCUUUUGUGGCGGGCUCUAAAAAAGCUCCUCUCCCUUUGCAGAAGUAGGUUCCUCAGGGUUUUUAAAUAGAUGGAAAGAUGGGGGAGAGAGGGGGGGAAGUUAAUACUGUUACUGUGUGCUGUACCUCUGCUCUGUGAUGUCUUUUGAUCUGUGAAGUCUUUUGUUGAGGCUACACAGUGGGGUUGGUGUGUGUUAGUGUGUGUGUGAGGGCGGAAGCUGGACUGCCAGAGCAUCAGCUGAACAACCUUAGAGCAGCCUGACUGACCAGGCCACCUCUGCUUCACUCCUUCAGCUAACCUGAAGAGACGUGGCCCUUUCCCCUGUGUAGGUACUAUGCAGCUUGGAUUUUUGGUUUAGAAAAAUCUUACUAUACUGUAUGUACAUUAGUUUCUUUUUGGAUGAGAAUUCCAGCUAGAUACAAAGAUAAUGUCAGUAUGAAACUGGUAAGCCUUCCUGCCCCAUGCACACACAGAAUCAUGUAAUCACGUGUGUGUGAAUUUAAGAGGAUGUAGUGAGCUGUAAAGAGAUGGUUGUGGCAAUAGCACCCUCUGCUGUUUCAGUGUACAAGCAGAAUGUUAUUGAUGGGCUUGCUUUAUGGAAAAUUGCUUCUCUGAAUGUAAAGGCUAUUCUGUUAGAAGGAAAAACUCAGCACCUUGACUGACAUUUUAUAUUUAUAAUGCUUCAGCAUUAAUACAUUCGGCAUUAAUCUCAACAUUGCAUAAAGAAGAUGGUCAAAGAGCUAGUACAGGUAGAUAGUUCUUGCCCAACCAGGAAUCCAGUAUUUGCUGUUAACAACAGCUUGUUCACAUUGUUAUAUUUCAUUUGUUAAAUUUCAUUUGCCUGUUAAAUUUUUGGUUCACCUGUCCGGAUAUAGUUUGAGGAUUGGCGCUGAAAGAGAGCAGUCUGCAUAGGAUUAGGAAGAAUCUUAAUGGAACCUGUGAUGAGACUCUACUGCCUAACUAAAUUCUAGUUUGUUUUAUUUAUCUUUAGUUAUGGGCACUGGAUCAAAAUGAUAUUUCGGUUGAUCUCUUUUAUGCCCUAACACGGAUCUCUCUUCUUUAUGGAUGUGUUAGCAUAGAUAGCAUUGUUUCCACUUUUGCCGUUAAAAUUUGAAGCAAGGUUUUCUUGAUCUACCUCACACAAACCACCUACGUUUCUAAAUAAGCAAAGCUACCCCUUGCUAUUGGAACUACACUGAAUGUGAAAUAGAAAAUUACACUUCCUUUAGAAAAUUGAACCCUUUGGCCAAUGUUGAGACAAUAGCAGUAGUUAUGUUUCUUAUAUAUUUCACGUAAGAUGUUCAUGUGUAAUAUAUAGUUCGUGUACAAUAAUGUACAUCUAGAAUAUUGUGUUAGCUGUAAAUUGGUGAUUUUAUUAUUGUAGUCUGGUUUUGUAGGUAAAAAUAGCUUACUAGUAGUGUCAGCUCAUCCUUUACAUUUUACAAAAGGAAUAAUUCUUGGUAAGCUUUGCAUACAGAUGAAUUACUUUUGUAGGCCCAAUAUCUAGUCUAUUUUUGAGAGUUCUUUAACUUUUCUUACUGAAGUUGAGAAAGGAAAAAAAAACCACCUUAACGAUUGUGAUCAUUCCUUCUGCCCCUUUUAAAGUAUAUUCUUAAUUUUGUUUUGUCCCAGGAAAUACUAAGGGGAAAAUACAUCAUGAAAAAUAGUGGGAGAGCUAUUUUUUUUCUUCCCUGCAUUUGAUAGCUUUCCUGUUUUUCUUUUAUUCCCUCCAAAUAAGCUGUUGGUGGGGCAUUACUGAAAGCAUUGUGGUUUUUUCAAUCAUUCAUGCCAUAGGUCAUUACAUGUGCACCACUGGAAUGUAUACAUUGUUAUCUAGUAUGUUAAUUGGUUAUAAUGAUAUUU